Messenger RNA from Sardina pilchardus (European sardine), 5338 nucleotides. RefSeq names its product inositol hexakisphosphate kinase 1 (gene ip6k1). Gene Ontology annotation, cellular component: cytoplasm; nucleus. NCBI's taxonomy places the organism in Eukaryota, Metazoa, Chordata, Actinopteri, Clupeiformes, Clupeidae. Bases 1478 to 2926 code for a protein of 482 amino acids. Gene Ontology annotation, biological process: phosphatidylinositol phosphate biosynthetic process; inositol phosphate biosynthetic process. The record is from RefSeq and is a predicted model, not a curated record. The transcript has 6 exons. Gene Ontology annotation, molecular function: inositol hexakisphosphate kinase activity.
CUACUAUCCCCUGUCCAGAACCGUCACCACUGCCACCACCAUUCUCCAUCUAGUCUCUUCUUUCGGCAAUAUUUGUUACGAGACGAAGAGAACCUGGUGGAAAUCGGGACCCUGAGAUCCCUUUUACAGUUGCGUUCAUUCUCAGGUUAAUAGCCCAGAGGAAGGGAGAAGAUCCGAUCACAGUCAAGUGCCCUUUCUGCUAAAGCGACAAGCAAGGAGUGUUGUCUGUUGGACGUUUGCGACGUCAGUUCGGCGAUCUCAUCCAAAGUUAUCGGUUGUUGGUUAGCGCUACCGACGAUUUUACUAGGUAUUAUCCACAGUUAACUAAGUUAACUUAAUGUUAGCCAAGUAACGUAUCGCUAAAGUUUCCGUUAACGUUAUAUCUCGGAAGCAUGCAUCUCCCAAAACUUUGUUAAUUUAGAAUCUAGGCUACGUUAAUGUUAACUCUACGUUAUCGUUAAUAGAUUAACAGAUUUGCGUCAUAUUUAAAAAGAAGUUAAGCUGCUGAUGUUUUGCUGGUAACGUUAUAUUUGUGUGUUAGCCUGGUAAUUUAUCAGACAACACCGUAAGUCAACGUUACCGUUUAUUUACAUUAUAGCUACUGUGUUAACGUCAUUGAGCAAGAGAGCUAGCUGCUAACUAGUUAGCCGAGGUUACUUCUUUUUGAGAUAGCUAAGGUUACUUCUGAAUCAUGAUUGCCCGAAGACCAAACAUCGGGAGCAAAUGAAGACAUCAUACUAUUUUGUUUUCGUUAUAUGUUAUUGGCGUGUUCGCUAACGUCUGUCUUUGUACGCACACGCAAGUCAACACUAGCAGCUAGUGGUGUAACUUGAACGUCAAGGACUCGGGACAUGAGUUGGCUAACGUUAGCUGGCAAGAAUUAGCCUUGUCCAGGCGAUUGGCUUAUCGAAGCAGAGGAAGUUGCCUGCCCAACAUGUUAGUAAUACCGAGGUUGACAGUUGACGAUGUCUGAAAUACUUCUAACGGUACUUGUAAAUAUAAUUGUCUAGCGCUUUAACUGUAAGUUAGCCAUCGUUUGUCGAAUACGUCGCACCUAGUGAAUGAUUUAGCUAACCUUCCAUAUUUUCUUAGCCUCUGUGGCCUUCGGCUAGCCUGUGUAACGUUAACGUUAGCAACCGCCAGGCAUCUGCAUCCGGCUCCGUCGCAGCAAGGUUGUUUUUCUGUCCUAUUUUUGUGAAACAGUGGAAAGGAUUCAUCAUCCAUACGUUUAGUGCAUACCUGGAAACCCUUCAAUUAAUUGUCGAACCGAAGGUCGACACUAGGGAUUACUAGCGCGCAGUUGGCUGGCAGCACCGCUCGUGGGGGCGGAAUCAACUGGCUGCUGGUGGGUGUGGCCGGCGGGCUGGCUCCACCCCCUCCGGGCGGCAGCCUGCGCUCUCAGCCGCCCCCUCCUCCACGCUCGCCUGGCCUCCGCGCCCGCGCCCAUGCCCCCAGCGCCUCACGCGCCUCUAACGCCAUGUGCGUCCCGCACAGCAUGGAGGUGGGCAAGCACAGUGGCGGCCACAGCCAAGGGCAGACACCGCAGCAGCAGCAGACUCAGAUGCAGCAGCAGGCAGGGGCCACUAGGCAGCGCUCUGGAGGGGUGCCUCUGGAGCCCUUUGUGCACCAAGUGGGGGGCCACACCAGCAUGAUGCGCUAUGAUGACCACACUGUGUGCAAGCCCCUCAUCUCCCGCGAGCAGCGCUUCUACGAGUCCCUUCCUCCUGAGAUGAAGGAGUUCACGCCGGAGUACAAAGGUGUGGUGCUGGUGUGCUUUGAGGGAGAUCUAGAUGGCUACAUUAACCUGGUGGCAUACCCAUAUGUGGAGAGUGAGGGGCUGGAACAGGAAGAGCAGGUUGAGCGUGAGCGCGACCAACCCCGCCGCAAGCACUCCCGCCGCAGCCUGCACCGCUCCAGCAGUGACCACAAGGAGGAGAGGCCUGCACACGAGAGUGACAGCAGCGACAAUUUGCAGGAAUUGAAGAGUCCACGACUUGAACUGCAGAUGCACUCGGAGGUGCCAUUCCAAAUGCUGGAUGGGAACAGCGGCCUUAGCUCAGAGAAGAUUACUCACAACCCUUGGAGUUUGCGCUGUCACAAGCAACAGCUUAGCCGGAUGCGGUCAGAAUCCAAAGAUAGGAAGCUCUACAAAUUCCUUUUGUUGGAGAAUGUGGUGCAUCACUUCAGCUAUCCCUGCAUCCUUGACCUGAAGAUGGGCACCCGGCAACACGGCGAUGAUGCAUCAGAAGAGAAGGCAGCGCGCCAGAUGAAGAAGUGUGAGCAGAGCACCUCUGCCACGCUGGGGGUGCGGGUCUGUGGGAUGCAGGUGUACCAGAUGGAUACGGGACAUUAUCUGUGCAGAAACAAAUAUUAUGGCCGUGGCUUGUCCAUUGAGGGAUUCAGGCUUGCUCUCUACCAGUUCAUGCACAAUGGUGCGCAGCUGCGGCGGGACCUGUUUGAGCCCAUUCUCAGCAAACUACGUAGUCUGAAGGCAGUGUUGGAGCGGCAGGCCUCAUACCGCUUUUACUCCAGCUCACUACUUAUCAUAUAUGAAGGGAAGGAGGCUGAGGUGUGGACCAAAGCUGAAGCCCUGGCCAAUAACAAGGACACUAGUCAGGGUCUGUUGCUCCCCCACAAUCCGCAGGGCCCCCCACAACCCAUGGAGGCUGCUCCAGGUGCCCCACCACCUAUAGACCUCCUCCCACCGCCACAAGAGCCUCCGGUCCCCCUCCCUCAUCCCCUCUCUGACAGCCAAGCCCAUCCACAGCCCCCCAGCGUGGACGUCCGAAUGAUAGACUUUGCCCACAGUACCUUUAAAGGCUUCCGAGAUGACCAGACGGUGCAUGAUGGGCCUGAUCGGGGUUAUGUGUUUGGACUAGAAAGCCUCAUCAAGAUCCUCGAGGCCAUCAGGGAAGAGAACAAGUAACUGACACAACUAGCCCUCUACACUUGAUUAACUAUAUAUAUUAUUUUUUACCUUUCCCUUCUGCAUUUUGUUUGUUGUCUCUCGUCUUCACUUCGCUCUGUCUGUCCAACUUCAACUUAAUUUGACUCUUCACAAAGCCUAUCCUUGAUGUUACCUUAAAGAACUGGACACUGACAGCCAAGAGACAUCUGUGAGAAGUAAAAGCACAUUAAACAAGUGGAGAAGCCGCUUUGCAUGAGUGCAACCAAACAGACUCUGGAGGGUUCUCUCGUCUUUUCUUUCCUCAGCCAUCACAAGCGAGGAUGAUACUAAGGGCCAGCAAUCUGGACAAAAAAGCUGCAGUCCCCACUCCCUGAUGGAUAUGAACAGCUUUGGCCCACAAUGUGAAGAGGGCAUGUCGCCACCAUGUGGCCAAGCCGUAGUAUUGUAAAGCAGGCGUGUACUCACCAAACAGCCACAGCUCAGGGCUAGUCCAGAGGCCCUGCUGCUACACUGUGGGGGUUGUUAUGCUGGGACAAAUCUACGUGUUUGCACUUUCAGGCAGUUUCAUUGGAUGGCUGUGGGGGUCUUACAAAACAAAUCAUCCUCCAUAGCAGUAUUACCAAGCAGGGCAAGCCAGUGGAACAGCCCACAUUCUCCAUGGGAUGAGAAGAGCUGUAUUGUAAAGGGAGUUCUAAGGUUACCAGGUUCCUCUAUAUGAAACCAAAAGAAGGUGAACCUAUCCCACCACUUUAUGGACUAGGUGGAGAAAUGACCCCACAGCCUGUCUGUUUGGGAAUUACAUAAACAGGUCAUUUAUUUAUUUUAAUGUUGCUUUAUUGUAGCCAUCUUAUCCAAUUCCAUUUUAACGCUGUCAUUGCAUUUGUUGUUGUUUACUUUCCAGUUUAGCCUGUUCUUCUGGAGACAGCCAUCUCUUUCUUCCUAUUGUUUUCGGUUUUAUAACCCUUCUGUAAUUGUAGUGGACCUGCCUCUAGGUAUGUGUGUGGGGGCAGUAUGUAUACACAUGCCUGAUCCUGCUUCUUAUGGUUGGGCUCCCUUGUGUUACAAAAUACUUUUUUGUCAAAUCCAAAGAGAAAGUACUCCUCAUACCAUACCAUUUGCACUGUAAAACAUUGGAAGGCAUGAUUUAAUUUAUUUUUUCUUUCCAUCAAUUUUGUUAUUUUGGGGUUAUUGCUUAGGGACUGUCUAUAAAUUAAUAACACCAAUUUCAGUGUCCUUGUCCUCCAUCAGCACAUGUAGCAAAAUGUACAGAAAAAAACAUAGAGAACUUAACUCCACCUCCUCCCGUACAACUUUUCUUUUUUUUUGCCUGCGUUCCUCGUCCUCACUAAUUUUGGGAUGUUUCCCCUGUAGUGACACUCCUAGGAUGUCCGCUGUGUUAUUGGAACCAUUGUACACUGUAUUCAUUGAUCCUGUUGGUAUAUUAAGAAGUGGACUCAUUAAUUUCCUACCCCUUGCACAGAACGGUCCAGCAGUGGUUUACAGUGGCCAUAUGUACUCCUUCAGAGCACUUUGUGAGCGUACCUAUGUUUGUCUGCAGUAAUGGCCUUGAUAUAAAAGCGCACUCAGUUAACUCUAUGUCCAACUUCCAAGAGACAGUGGCCAGUCCACAGGGCUCUUGCAGGUCACUUGGUCCAUAUAUUACAGUACGGCACUGUAACUGUUGUUCAAGAAGUGCUGUUCAUUUGCACUGAUCAUAGUGGAUCAAUGGAUGGAUUUGGACAGCAGCCGUUGUACCUUAGUCCACAUUAAGCAAAUGUUUCCUUUCUGUGCUAGUUAUGACCCUGUCCUUAUUUAUUGAAGAUAUGCUCACGUUUUAACUUGUAUGAAGACACAAGAAUAUUAUGGCGCAGUCACAUAUUUUUAUCAGUAGGAAGCUGUUAUUCAGAUACAAUUUAGCACUACUAGAUAAUGUUAAAAGUUAAAUGAGACCGGGAGUUGAUGGUUAAGCCAACUGCAAAGGUUAUUUUGGUACCCCCACAGUAAUAUUUGAUUAGGUACUUGGUUGGUUCAGGAUGAAUUUUAUUUUCUUUCCUUUUUUUAAAUGCCUCUGGGCUUUUAGCAGUCAGUUUGUAUGAAAAGUGAGAAAGACAAAAAAAAAAGGUGUUCCUACAGUUGAAGUGAAGAGAUGUGCCAAGGAUAUGAUAAUCCAGCAAUGGGGUUGAAGGGAAAUGAGUCCACAUGUUCAAAUGAUUUAGAUAAAGAGGAAAAGUCCUCAUCUGUGGUAGAUUUUUAUCUUUCCAGAGAAGUUAGAUAUAUUUACCUGUAGAGAAAUCACUAUUACCCCCCACCCCCAGAGUUUCCUUUUGUUGUUGCAUGGAUGGAUAUUUUUUUAAGAAAAACCUAUAUAUAAUAUGACAUCUUUAUGACAACUUUGAAUGUGAGCUAUAAAACAUUUAUUUAAGAAAUGAA